UGUCCAAGAUGGCGUCUGUUGUUGGCUGUGUUUUCUCUCCGAGCUCUGACAGGAAUGAACUGGGUUUUAAAAUAAAUAAGAUGUUUUAAAAGAGUACUCGAUAGGGCCCGACGAUCCUAGUGCAUUUGUGUUUUGUGUCUGUCGGUUGUAGCGGCUUCUGUUUUGUUUUAGAGUGCUGGGAUGCUCAGAAAGUUUUGAUUUGUUGUGAACUAUGGCACUUCGCGAGUUGAAGGUUUGUCUGCUUGGGGACACUGGGGUUGGUAAAUCAAGUAUUGUUUGGAGAUUUGUGGAAGAUAGCUUUGAUCCUAAUAUCAAUCCAACUAUUGGGGCAUCCUUUAUGACGAAAACUGUGCAGUACCAGAGUGAGCUACACAAGUUCCUCAUCUGGGACACAGCCGGGCAGGAGCGGUUCCGGGCUUUGGCACCAAUGUAUUACAGAGGAUCUGCUGCUGCUAUCAUUGUGUAUGACAUCACAAAAGAGGAGUCUUUCCAGACACUGAAGAACUGGGUGAAAGAACUGAGACAGCAUGGGCCUCCCAAUAUCGUUGUUGCAGUCGCAGGAAACAAAUGUGACAUUGCCGAUGCAAGGGAAGUGCUUGAAAAGGAUGCCAAGGACUACGCAGAUUCCAUCCAUGCUAUCUUUGUGGAAACAAGUGCCAAAAACGGCAUUAACAUUAAUGAGCUCUUCCUAGAAAUAAGUCAGAGGAUUCCAUCUGCUGUUUCCAGUGCUGGAGCAGGAGGCAAGGGAUUCAAACUUAGGAGGCAACCAUCCGAGACCAAGCGCAGAUGCUGCUGAAGUCUUCCGGAAGCAGAUCCGUGGUGACCCCCACGCAACCCGGGGCGUUGUAAAGCCAUCUCCACGUUUAAAAGCCUCUGUUUCACAAUGUCUGCAAAGAGCUCUACAGUAUUUAAUCCUUCAUGCUUCUCAGGAGCCAUCGACACAAGAUCCCAACAAGCAAACUGAUUCGUCUUCUGUCCCAGGAGAAAAGAUUUGUAGAAUUCUGUUUUUAUCUAUAAGUAAUUGUCCCUCGGUGUUGUACAUGGCUUGUGAAGUCGAGGCUUAACAAGCUUCUGAAAACGGAAAUGCAGGUUUGUUUCCCUCAUCCCAAUAGUGUACCAGGUUUAGAUCCAGCUUUUCUCAUGUCGAGAACAACGAGUACGCUAUAAGACUGCUAACGCCUUUUUACAUGAAAUAACAAAAAGAAAAACGCGAAAGCAUUUUAAAACAUAGCCCCCGUUCAGUGCUUCUAAGCUGAAACCCAGUCCUGGUACCAGAACGCAUCUGGGCGUUAUUUGACAGGGAGCUGAAAUGCUUUGCAUGUGUUCUGAACUCCACAAAGGACUGGGAUCGGACUGAGACUGGAUUUCUUUUGUUGAGAAGAAAGAAAAAAACAUGACAAGAUGGUAACUUCAUUGAAUUGUGCCAAGACUGGUAAAUCCUUUAAGCUGAGCAGUGUUCUUUAUAGAUGUAGACAAAGUAUUUGUAUGUUGAUGCAAAAGGGGAAUGUAAUGUAAUGUAAGCACUUUUAAACAUGCCAAUUAAUUAUUUUAAACUCAAACUUAAACAGGCUCUAGCCCUCCCACACUAGAUUGCAUGAGGAGCUUCGAAGUGUCCUGUAGGAGUUUGUGUGCAUGUGAACUCCUGAGCGAUCCUGAAUGUACUGGACAUGCCUACACUGGGUGGUACUCCUGUCGUAUUGUAUUCACGCUUUCUAGUGUUCCACAUGCAGGAGCCUCCUUUCUCUCUUAAAUAACCCAGGAGUCUUUAUAAUAUCUGUUGCCAACAUGUUACCAUCAAGUAAUGAGAGGAGUCGCUGGAGAAAAUCACAAAGAAAGUGUUUGGGCAUUUCAGGGUUACCAUUCCCUCUCCUGGGUAUUGGUUUUUAUUUUCGACGUUCCUGGUUUUACUGUGGGCUUAAUAAGACACACCUGGGCUUGUUACCUGUACAUUGUGGCUAAUCAAGCUCCUAUUAAAACCUGGAGUGAGUGAAACAGCUGUGCAAUAGGAGUUUGAUUUCCAUCCCUGUCCUAAUACUAUGAAGUAUUUGACAGUGUGGUUUGAUUGUUUGUUUUUUUUUUCCGUGCAGGAUAUUUGGCAGCCCUGUCCUUUACAAGACCGGCAGCCUGGAGCUGCAGCGCUGUGUUCUCCAUUUCACUUUGUUCUGGGAUGAUCGCACUUUGAACCCCUGUGGAGCUCUUUAACUGAAUAACAACCUCGCGGUUAAAAGUGUUGCCAGCCCAAUUCAUAGUAAGCAUUCAGACUAAUACCAGGGUUUUAAAAAUCCACUUUUACCCAUUGUAUAUGCAUUGGCAAGCCUAGCCUCAGAACACUGGCUGUUUUUUUGUUCAUUUACUGAGAGGUGGGGCCAGUCCCUUAAUUGUCCUGUAAACUUUAUUUUUUCAUUUUAUUUUAUUUUUUAACUAAAAAAAGUGUCGGCUUUUAGUUCCAAUCCAAAUAGUUUUUGAUACUGGCAGGGGAUAAAAAACAAAACCAAAACGAUAAAAUGGCUUGGGAAGAAAAAUAAUGGUCUUGGACUGGACAUCGCAUCAAAACUGUUUUUUUUUUUUUAUUAUCUUCACCGCCCGAAAACACUAAAUUAAAAUCGGCUUCAAAAAAACUCGCUGAAACGCCUGUCUCCAUGCUUGCAUUCCUCCUUCACUGCGUGCUUUGAGGUUGGCAGACUAUUAUUACAGUUUCUUAUACUGUGUGAGACAUGCGAUGAAUCGAUCGUUCAUGUGAUUCAGAACGAUUCCCCCUUUUAAUUUCGUGAAAGUGAAGCUGCGAUUGUCCGCAGUUCACCUGCCAAAUAAAACACGGCCUUACUGUCGCUGAGUCGACGGUACGUGCAUGCCUCUCAGAGAGCAGAAUGUUAGAUUUGUUGGUUUUUACUGUCGCUGAGUCGACGGUACGUGCAUGCCUCUCAGAGAGCAGAAUGUUAGAUUUGUUGGUUUUUACUGUCGAUGGUACGUGCAUGCAGGACUCCCAUUUCUUUGGAUGGUAAUGGCCAUUUUCUGCAAAUUGCUACGUUAAAAAUAAGAGCAGCGUAUUAUUCUAACCCAAAUAAAUACGGAUGAGCAUUGACUCCUUUUUUAUUGCAUCUAACUAUUAUUAUUAUUAUUAUUAUUAUUAUUAUUAUUAUUAUUAUUAUUCCAAGUUUAAAAGUGAUUUGAAUUGGUCAUUGAAUUGAUCAUUUUUAUAUGAUGGGGGCGAAUAGGGAUCUUUUGAUUUUGAUUUGAUCCUCUUUUGACUUCUCUCCUGCUGUGACAAGUUUUAAACGGUGUGGUUUAUCAUGUAGAAGUGCGAUGGUACUAUUGAAUUGUGCUGUUGUGGCAAUGUCAUGUUCUGUGCCUCUAUAUUGUAGCCUGUACAUUAAACCGCUUUGAGCAGUGCUGCGUGCUGUAACUGACGGCUGCAGCUUCAAUGCAUGAAAUCCAGCACUAUCACUUGGAAUUAUUUAGCAUUGUAGUUUAGGAGAGUAUGCCAGUCUUCAGUGAAAACGAGUGAGUUUUCUUAAAGGUCCUUGGGCUGGUCCUGAGACAAUGUAGUACUAGAAGUCUUAUUGUUUUAAUUGUAGAUGCCAUGCAAAAACUAUUCAUAAAACAACAUGUGAUGAAACCCUAUUUCUACAUUAAACGGCUAUGUAUCAUUAUUAGUUUUUACAAAGGCACGACAACAGAAAGAUCUUUCCUUAACCUCACCUAUAUGUUUUGUCAUACUGAGCUGUAAUAUUUUUACAUACUGUACCAAUUGUAAAAAACAAAAAAAAAAAAAAAAAAAAAAAAAAAAAACGCUUGAAAUCACUGCGUUUACUGUGUAUUUCUGAAUGUGCAAAAGGGAAGUGUUAAACCAUUUACUAAUAAAUCCAUUUGUAAAAUCCA
Messenger RNA from Polyodon spathula (Mississippi paddlefish), 3879 nucleotides. RefSeq names its product ras-related protein Rab-22A-like. The coding region runs from base 212 to 796 and encodes 194 amino acids. Gene Ontology annotation, molecular function: GTP binding; GTPase activity. The record is from RefSeq and is a predicted model, not a curated record. Lineage: Eukaryota; Metazoa; Chordata; Actinopteri; Acipenseriformes; Polyodontidae. The transcript has 7 exons.